Messenger RNA from Dichotomopilus funicola, 738 nucleotides. RefSeq names its product nucleophile aminohydrolase. Lineage: Eukaryota; Fungi; Ascomycota; Sordariomycetes; Sordariales; Chaetomiaceae. The record is from RefSeq and is a predicted model, not a curated record. Gene Ontology annotation, cellular component: proteasome core complex; proteasome core complex, alpha-subunit complex; nucleus. The transcript has 4 exons. Gene Ontology annotation, biological process: proteasome-mediated ubiquitin-dependent protein catabolic process. The coding region runs from base 1 to 738 and encodes 245 amino acids.
AUGUUUAUGGCAAGGUCGGAAUAUGACCGGGGGAUCAACACCUUCUCCCCCGAAGGCCGCCUCUUCCAAGUCGAGUACUCCCUCGAAGCGAUCAAGCUCGGCAGCACGGCCAUCGGCGUGGCCACCUCAGAGGGCGUGAUCCUAGGCGUGGAGAAGCGCGUGACGUCAACGCUGCUAGAGACCUCCUCCGUCGAAAAGAUCGUCGAAAUUGACCGGCACAUUGGGUGCGCCAUGUCCGGCCUGCAAGCCGACGCGCGGUCGAUGGUGGAGCACGCGCGGGUCGAGUGCCAGUCGCACGCCUUCAACUACAACGAGCGCCUGCGUGUCGAGUCGUGCACCCAGGCCAUCUGCGACCUGGCCCUGCGGUUCGGCGAGUCGGCUGACGGCGAGGAGAGUAUCAUGAGUCGCCCUUUUGGCGUGGCUCUGCUGAUUGCGGGCUACGACGAGGACGGGCCGUCACUGUACCACGCCGAGCCAUCGGGUACUUUUUACCGGUACGAUGCCAAGGCUAUUGGGAGUGGGAGUGAAGGGGCCCAGGCGGAGCUGCAGAACGAAUACCACAAGUCCCUUACGAUUGCCGACGCAGAGACGCUCGUGCUCAAGACACUCAAGCAAGUAAUGGAGGAGAAGCUCGACGCCAAGAAUGUACAACUGGCCAGCGUCACCAAGGAUCGCGGCUUCAGAAUAUACACGGAUGAAGAGAUGGCCUCGGUGGUUGAGCGGCUACCGGCGAAUUAA